This is a messenger RNA of Danio rerio (zebrafish), 1664 nucleotides long. NCBI's taxonomy places the organism in Eukaryota, Metazoa, Chordata, Actinopteri, Cypriniformes, Danionidae. The record is from RefSeq and is a predicted model, not a curated record.
CGAAUGCAGUCCAACAGGUGGCGGUAGUGCACUAUUCAGCUGCUUAGACAGGCGCCAAAAAGCAUCUCAAGAAGAGGAAAAACUCGCGAAAUUAAAAGAGAAUGCUAAAGAAAUAAUAGGCUAAAGUUCAGUUUUUAAUAGUUAAACUACAGUGUGUUUUUAACGAACACUACAGACUUAUCCUGGGUCUGUAAAUUACCCUGUAAAACGAUCAGGAAGACGGAAUUUCCAGGUUUCCUCUAUUGAAUCCUGGAACCGGGGAUGUAAGAACCUACGAACCAUCCGCAGCAUUGAAUUCUCCAGUCCCUCAAUAUAUUUUUGUCUUCAUCAAGUGAAUCAAAGUGAUUCGGAACGUGCCUCACACAGGCCUGAUGGAGGAGACACACCAAGACAAAACGAGAGGGAAAACUCACUCGUUUAAGAGAAAGGACAAAGAACGUGUCACCUGCACUCAGUGUGGAAAGAGUCUAACAAAUAAACAGAGUCUCCAGGGUCACAUGAGGAUCCACACUGGAGAGAAACCAUUCACAUGCAUUCAGUGUGGGAAGAGUUUCAGAGCAUCAUCAAACCUUAAUAAACACAUGCUGAUCCACACUGGAGAGAAAACACACAAAUGUGAUCAGUGUGGCAAAACAUUUUUGAGGGCUUUUGGGCUAAAGAGCCACCUUAGAGUUCAUACAAAGGAGAAGCCUUAUUCAUGCUCUGUGUGUGGAAAGAGUUUCAGACAUCAAGGUAGUUUAAGAAAUCAUCAGAAGAUCCACACUGGUGUGAGCGAGUACAUGUGCUUUAAGUGUGAGAAGACUUAUUUUACUGCUGGAGAAUUAAAACAACAUGAGAGGAUUCACACUGGAGAGAAACCGUACAAAUGUUCACACUGCGACAAAAGAUUCAUUGAUUUGGGAGGCCUGAAAAUACAUGAAAGGAUUCACACUGGAGAGAAACCAUACAAGUGUUCACUCUGCUACAAGACAUUCAGUCAGUUAGGAAGCCUGAAAACACACGAGAGGAUUCACACUGGAGAGAAACCUUACAUCUGUUCACACUGCAACAAGAGUUUCAGUCAGUUAGGAAACCUGAAAACACAUGUCAGGAUUCACACUGGAGAGAAACCCUACAAGUGUUCACACUGUGACAAGAGAUUCAGUCAGUUAGGAAACCUGAAAAUACAUGAAAGGAUUCACACUGGAGAGAAUUCUUUUACUUGUGAACAGUGUCUGAAAAGUUUUGCACAAUCGUCACAGCUGAAAAUACACAUGCAAGUCCACACUGCAAAGAAAUUGUCCAAAUGACAUUGUGUGACUUGUGGAGGGAUUUGUGAGUUUCCAUGGGAGCGCCUUUUGUGUCUUUGCCGAUUUUAUUGUGUUAAAAGUGUUGUAAGUUAGCUUUUCUUUGCUUGGGUUGUUUUCUCUUUUUUAUUGGAUACAUGCUGUUCUUGAGAUGUUGAUGUAGUCUUAGCUCUCGUGAUUUAUCUCUGGGAUGCUGACAUAAGCCUAGUUCUUGUAACCUCAUGGUUGGGUGUGGGGUGUUGAACACCCUAUAAAUGAGCUUAAUAUUAGGCUUGAGUUUUUAUAAAUUGCCACAAUGUUUUACAUCAUCCUGUCAUUACUGUAAUUUAAACAUGUCACUGGUUAAAACAUGUCAAGUUCUCAAUAAAAACGCAUUUU